UGAACAUGGUGUGAGAGGCCUAUUAGAGUUCUGCUGCUACUACUUUUGGUUGAAUCGUUCAUAAACAUUAAGUGCUGGAAACAAGUUUUUAUUUCUAGCAGAGAUGCAUACGCUUCAAUGUGAUUAAUAUUAAUAUUAGUCUUGCUCAAAAACUUUUAUUUAACAAACGCAAAAUGCAUUAGCUCGUGGCAUGCUCCUGCCUACAUAAUCUCCUCAUAAAUAAAAUAUUACAUCAAAAUAUUGCAAUAUUACAUUACAUAAAAUAAAUAUUACAUAAUUCAGUCCUUCAGUUUAUGUGAAAAUACAACUUCUACCUUUUAGUCAAUUUAAAACUGGCUGAUGAGGGUUGUAGGUGUUUUUCUAUGUAACUCAAGGCUUGUUUCAUUUAUUUUGAUCAUUCUCAUAGUUUUAGAACUAUAUUAUUGUACUGUAUUUUAAGUAUGUUUUUACAGGACCCCAUUACAAACGAGACCUUGUUCUCAGUGGGCUUACCUGCUAGUACUAAUAAUAGAUAAUAAUUAUAAUAAUAAUAAUAUGUACUUUUGGCAGUAAAUGUGUUGAUGUAAUAUAUUUUAUUCAAGUGGAAAGGAUGCAAUGAUUGAGUUAAGUCAAUUCAAAGCAUCACUUUUUUUGCAGUGUGGUGGGUUUUGGUUGGGGGGAGUCAAGUCUGCCGACCGAUGUGACUGUGACAGGAGGAAGGGGAGGUGUUUGUUUAACUGCCUUCGCACCCACAUUCACUGCAUGACUUUCUUGGUGCAAGAUUUGGUUUAUUGACUCUGCUUCCUGCAGUAAUGGCUGGAAGAAAAAAGGUAUGCUGCGGCAUCUUCGUCAUUAUUUUGAUAAUAACUGUUACAGUCAUAGGUGUCUAUUAUGGGAUAGACAAGUGUCCUAGUGGAAGUUUCAGGAAAGCUGCAGUUGCUGCUGACUCAGAAACAUGCUCAGAAGUUGGACGAGACAUCCUGAUGGAAGGCGGUUCAGCGGCCGAUGCUGCAAUAGCUGCUCUGCUAUGCACAUCACUCGUAAACCCGCAGAGCAUGGGCAUUGGAGGAGGAGCCAUAUUCACCAUAAUGGACAAAAACGGUACAGUGAAAGUAAUCAACACCAGAGAAACUGUUCCAAAGAACUUCAAAGGAGUUCUCUCCACCUGCUCAUAUGACAGUACAGGUAGUAAGUGGAUCGGUGUGCCUGGUCAGAUCCGUGGUUAUGAGCGUGUUCACAGGCUGUAUGGUCGUCUGCCCUGGUCCAGUCUGUUCCAGCCCACCAUCCGCAAGGCCAGAGAGGGGGUCAAAAUCUCUGAAAUAGUGGCACGUUAUCUCCCCAUCGCCGAAAGGCAAAGUACACGGCAGCUGUUCGUGGACGCAGAGGGGAACAUGCUGAAGGAAGGAGACACUGUGAAGUAUGAGAAACUUGCAGACACCCUGGAGAAGAUAGCAGAGCGUGGAGCAGAGGAGUUCUACACAGGAGAAACAGCCAGAGACCUGAUCAGUGACAUACAGGAAGCAGGUGGUACUCUCACUCUGGAGGAUCUGCGCUCAGUUGAGGUGACUGAGUUGGAGCCCUGGAAUGUGUCACUGGGCAAUUACACCAUGUACUUCCCCCCUCCACCUUCAGGGGCAGCGUUGGUCAGUUUCAUCCUCAGUGUUAUGGAAGGCUAUAAACCAACACCAGCCUCUCUAGAAGGAAAAGAGCGUGUGCUGACCUACCAUCGCUACGUAGAGGCCUGUAAGUUUGCUGAAGGACUGAGGAAGUUCAUGAGAGACCCCAGAUUCAAUGACAUAACGAAGGCAUCUGAAGUAAUACAGAAGAAGUAUGCUGACCAAAUUAGACAGAAGAUCAGAGAUGACAGCACCCACGAUGAUGAGCACUACGGAAUCAGCAAAAAGGAGUACAAACUGGGCACCACACAUGUGUCCGUUCUCGAUGAGGAUGGAAUGGCUGUAUCCGUCACCAGCUCCAUCAACUACAUAUUCGGGUCUGGAGUUUAUUCAGCCAAAACAGGCAUCAUCCUCAACAACAUGCUGACAGACUUCUGCAAGCAAAUAGACAAGGUUCAACCUGGUGAACGUCCUCCCUCGUCCACGGCUACGAUGAUCAUUCACUCCAAAGUUACAAACCACACUGUGGUCAUUGGAGGCUCAGGGGGCACGAUGAUCACCUAUGGGAUGACCACGGCACUAAUGAACUUCCUGUGGUUCGGGAAGAGUCUGAAGGAUUCCAUCGAUGAAACCAUUGUGACUGUGGACAUUGAAAAAAAACUCAAUUUUGAGCACAGCUUCGACAAGAAGGUCAUCGUGGCUCUAAAAGAACUCGGGCACAGCGUCCCAGUUUUCCAGAACGCAGUCAACGCUGUAUCGAAGAAAAAUGGAGAGUGCAUUGAGGCUGUUUCAGAUGAAGAUCUGACAGAAAAAAGGCCAAUCCAACCUGAAGGACUGCCAGUUGGACAGGACCAAUCCAACCUGCCCAGCUCUGAGAAGAGGAAGAAGGAGGUGUUUCAUGUGGGUGGCUACAUAGCUGAAUGUGUUGCUGCUUUAGUGGCAGGUUCGGUGAAGAUCAUCAACUCCAGAGAGACGGUUCCAAAGGCUGUCAAAGAAGACCUUUUAUCAGAUUGCCCGUGCAGUGAAACAGGAGGUAUUGUUUGGAUGGGUGUUCCCGGUGAGAUCCGUGGUUAUGAGCGUGUUCACAGGCUGUACGGUCGUCUGCCAUGGUCCCGUCUGUUUCAGCCCACCAUCCGCCUGGCCAGAGAGGGGGUCAAAAUGUCCAAAAUAGUUGCGCGUUAUCUACAUGUCAUCAGAAAAUCGCGUCAGUUGUUCGAGGACGAAAAGGGAAGGAUGCUGAAGGAAGGGGACACUAUGAAAUUUGAGGAACUUGCCGAUACCCUGGAGGAGAUAGCAGAGAACGGAGCAGAUGAAUUCUACACAGGAGAAACAGCCGAAAAGCUUCUCUGUGAUAUGCAGCGAGCAGGUGGUAGUAUCACUCUGGAGGAUCUGAGAUCAGUUGAGGUGUCUGAGUUGGAACCCUGGAAAGUGUCUCUGGGCGAUUAUACCAUGUACUUCCCCCCUCCGCCUUCAGGGGCCUCAGUGGUCAGCUUCAUCCUCAAUGUUAUGGAAGGCUACAACCUAAAUCCAGCCUCUUUAGAAAGAAAAGAGCGUGUGCUGACCUACCAUCGCUACGUAGAGGCCUGUAAAUUUGCUAAUGCACAGAGGAAGUUAAUGAAAGACCCCAGAUUCAACAAUAUAACAAAGGCAUAUGCUAUAACUGAAAAGGAGUUUGCUGACCGCAUUAGGAAGAUGAUCACAGAUGACCAAACCCACGAUAAUCAGUACUACAACGUCACUCCUGAAGUGGACACACAGGGCACCUCUCAUGUGUCUGUGCUGGACGAGGAUGGCAUGGCUGUGUCCGUCACAAGCUCCAUCAACUACUUGUUUGGAUGUGGAGAGUUUUCACCCCAGACAGGCGUCAUCUUUAACAAUCAACUUGCAGAUUUUUGUGACAGAGCAGACAAGAUUCAAACUGGAGAACGUCCCCCCUCCUCCAUGGCUCCCAUGAUCCUUCGCUCCACAAAAACAGAUGACUUGAUUAUUAUUGGAGGAUCAGGGGGCACCAUGAUCACCACCGGGGUGACCAUGGCUCUCAUGAACUACCUGUGGUUCGGAAACAGUCUGAAACACUCCAUCGCAGAACCUGUUGUGUUUGUGGACGGCAAGAAUAGGCUCAGCUUUGAGACCGACUUUGACGAGGAAGUCAUAGAGGCCCUCAAAGACCGUAAAGACACAGUUAAAUACAAAAAGUAUUUCUAUAAUGUGGUCAACGCGAUAUCAAAGCGAGGAGGCACCAUCUACGCUUAUUCAGAUAUUCGGAAGGAUGGCGAGGCUGCCGGCUACUGAUCUGUUCCUUCUUUACCGCAGAAGAUCACAGUACUUCAAUUUUGGCAUUUUUGAAAAUGUUGUGUGGAAGUAAAAUUUGGUGUUUUGAAAAAGUUUUGUGGAACAUAAUUUUUUUUUAAGUUCUGAUCAAGAAAUCACAAGUAGAAGAUUUGUAGAAAUUCUUGUUUGUGUGUCUGAGAUGGAAGGUUUUCUAUAGGCUUUGAUCUUUGGUUUUAUUCAAGUGAAUUUCCUAAAUAUUUAAAUUUAUAUCUCAAAUUAGACUUUUUUUGCAAUGUAAUGAUUUUGUGUAACAUCCUGUCUACCAGAGGUGAGGACUUAAGUCACAUGACUUGGACUUGAGUCACGUUUCCUGACGUAGGCACAUACUAUGGAUUUAGUCGGUCAUUCAUUUGCAAAUGAAAUAAACUUGAAUGUUGAUGAACUACACUGCCAAAUAUACUGGUACUUUAACUUGCUCCCAUUAAAUA
Molecule: messenger RNA, 4354 nt
Organism: Colossoma macropomum (tambaqui)
Lineage: Eukaryota; Metazoa; Chordata; Actinopteri; Characiformes; Serrasalmidae
Product: glutathione hydrolase 5 proenzyme-like
Biological process (GO): glutathione catabolic process; leukotriene D4 biosynthetic process; inflammatory response
Cellular component (GO): plasma membrane
Molecular function (GO): glutathione gamma-glutamate hydrolase; leukotriene-C(4) hydrolase activity
Source: RefSeq, a predicted model, not a curated record